UCUUCUUCAACCUCCACCAUCCCUGGUGUCUCUCCCUCUCAGUCAUCCCCAGGUACAGAGACAACCGUCACCAUGGUGCUUGCUAAAUCCAAAAACUCCGUCGGGCUGGGCAACAGCCUGAUGAACGACCGUUUCGGCAAAGGCAAGGCCUCCAAUUUGAAAAAGGCCUCGCACAAUGCCGGUAUUGCCCGCAAGAACGAAAAGGGCGAGACCUACAUCACCAACGCUCCCACCGAAGCCGCCUGGGUGAAGAUGCGCAGUAUUACCGAGCAGGCCGCCCUCGAUGAGUUCCUCAGUACCGCCGAACUGGCCGGCACCGAUUUCACCGCCGAGAAGAUGAACAACGUCAAGAUCAUCCACACCGAUCAGAAGAACCCCUACCUUCUGUCCGCUGCCGAAGAGAAGUCCGCCGUGAAGAAGCACAAGCAGAACAAGAACCGUUUGACCGUUCCCCGUCGGCCCAAGUGGGACCAGUCCACCACCCGCCAGCAACUGGAGUUGAUGGAGCGCGAGAGUUUCCUGAACUGGCGUCGUGGACUGGCCGAGUUGCAGGAGAACCAGGAUCUGUUGAUGACUCCUUUCGAGCGCAACUUGGAGGUCUGGCGCCAGCUGUGGCGUGUCAUCGAACGUUCCGACUUGGUGGUCCAGAUUGUCGACGCCCGUAACCCGCUGCUCUACCGCUCCGAGGAUCUGGAAUGCUACGUCAAGGAGAUCGACCCUAAGAAGCAGAACCUGCUGCUUGUUAACAAGGCCGACAUGUUGACUGAGGCCCAGCGUGCCAUGUGGGCUGACCACUUUGAGCGCCAGAACAUCAGCUUCCGUUUCUUCUCCGCCCAUUUGGCCAAGGAGCGCAACGAACGCCUCCAGCAGGACCUCGACUCGGAGGACGAAAGCGAAGAGGACAUUCCCGAGGAGGAGCAGCUGGCUGAGGGUGCCAAAUUUCUGGAUAUCAAGGACGGCGAAGAACCUCAGGAAGAGCACGACGGUGGUCUUGAACUCAACCCCAGCGCCAGCUCCAGCUCUUCCCGACGCACAGAGAUUCUCAACGUCGAAGAACUUGAAGAACUCUUCCUUUCCAACACCCCCGACACUCUGCCCGACAACGACACGCCCGAGGGCCAAGUCAAGAAGAAGACGACCAUCGGUCUGGUCGGAUACCCCAACGUCGGUAAAUCCAGCACGAUCAACGCACUGCUCGGUGCCAAGAAGGUCUCCGUUUCCGCCACCCCCGGUAAGACCAAGCACUUCCAGACUCUCUACCUGUCUCCCGAGAUCAUGCUCUGCGAUUGUCCCGGUCUCGUGUUCCCCAACUUCGCCACCACCAAGGCCGAGCUCGUCGUCAACGGUGUCCUCCCCAUCGACCAGCAGCGCGAGUUCACCGGCCCCGCUGCUCUCGUCGCCCAGCGCAUUCCUAAGCACUUUGUCGAGAACGUCUAUGGCGUGAAGAUCAACACCCGCCCCAUCGAAGAAGGAGGAACUGGUAUCCCCACGUCCCACGAACUUCUCCGCGCCUACGCCCGCGCCCGCGGUUUCGCCACCACUGGUCAGGGUCAGCCCGACGAGUCUCGCGCCGCCCGCUACAUCCUCAAGGACUACGUCAACGGCAAGCUCCUCUUCUGUCACCCGCCGCCUGUGCCCGAAGGCAAUGACCCCAUCGACCCCAUUGAAUUCAACAAAGACCUCUACGACAUGGCUCACCUGCCGGCCCGGCGACAAGCCCAACUCGCCAAGAUGCUCCAAAACGAGGAGAUCACUGAUCCGGAAUUGCUCGCCCUAAUCAAGCCUGUUGAGAAGGGUGCGCGGUCCCGCAACCUCGACACGGGCUUCUUCGGCCCGGGUUCCAAGGGCUCUACGGGCCGUCUCACCCUUCCUUUCAAUGCCCAGUACACGGACCAAGGCCAGGAAAUGCGCAAGCAUCUGACAGGUCGUAAGGAGCGCAUGAUGGUCGCUCUGGAGCGGGGAGUGGACGUCUCGGAGGUGAAGAGCGGUUCGUCAAAGAAGCAUUUCAAGGCGAAUAAGCGGCGGGCUAAGAAGGUGCGCAAGAACGCGAUGGACGAGGAUUAUUAGCAGCUGCUCGCGGGCGAGUCUAUAUCCAGGUUUUCUUUUUUGUUCGUUAGAUAAGGUUUGGAUGGGAAAAGUUAGGUUUCAUUACACGAUGACUAUGGGAUUAGGCAUGGCGUACUUAAACAUGAGUUAAGUAGUACGUGGACAGGUGAGGGAUGGAGGGAAGAAGGGAGAUGAUGACGUUUCGUUAUAUCCAUUGAUGUUUUAUUUAGAGCAGUCCUAUCGUCAGGACGGUGCAUGAUGAAUAUGAUUCAUG
Aspergillus eucalypticola CBS 122712 is the source of this 2320-nucleotide messenger RNA. RefSeq names its product ribosome biogenesis GTPase LSG1. Gene Ontology annotation, molecular function: GTP binding; GTPase activity. Gene Ontology annotation, biological process: ribosomal subunit export from nucleus. NCBI's taxonomy places the organism in Eukaryota, Fungi, Ascomycota, Eurotiomycetes, Eurotiales, Aspergillaceae. The coding region runs from base 73 to 2067 and encodes 664 amino acids. Gene Ontology annotation, cellular component: cytosol. The record is from RefSeq and is a predicted model, not a curated record. The transcript has a single exon.